AUGUCACCUUCUCGCACCACGUUGGAGCCCCUCAAGCCCUUGGUGCUCAUCUGCAGCACGCCGGUCUCGGGCCACAUCAUACCGAUGCUGACGAUAGCGGAGCAGCUCGUCUCGCGGGGCUACGACGUCUGCUUCGUGACCGGCUCGGGCUACCGUCCACGCGUAGAGGCCGCCGGCGCGUCGUUCGUAUCGGUCGAAGGGUACGGCAACUUUUAUGACCUGACUUCGUGGGAUCUGGACCCGUCCUGGCCCGAGGGCAAGAAGCACUUGGAAGGCACGGAUUGCUUCAUCCAUGACCUGGUACACAUAUUCUGCAGAUCUAUCCCCUCGCAGCACCACGCCCUCCAAACCGCCCUGGGAACGCUCGCCUCGAAGCACCCGGGACGGCCCACCAUCCUCCUCACAGAGAGCCUCAACUUCGCAGCCAUGCCCAUCCUCCACGGCGCUCCGGGCCUCCGUCCCACGGGAUACAUAGUCAUCGGCCUCAACCCCAUGAUGCUCUCCAGCAUCGACCACCCGCCCUUCGGUUCCGGCUUGCCCCCAGAUGCCUCCCCGGCCGGCCGAGCUCAGCACGCCGCCGCCAACGCAGCUCAAAGGGAAACCUUCGCCGCAGCCCAGUCCUCCUACGCGGAGGCCCUCGCGAAGCUGGGCGCGGCGCGAGAACCGGAAACCUUCCUCCUCGACGCCCUCUACCACCUCCCGGACCGCUUCGUGCAAAUGUGCGUACCCAGCGUCGAGUACCCCCGUUCCGACGCACCCCCGGGCCUCCGCUUCUCCGGCGGCUACCCCAACGGUCCCAAGGACCCCUUCCACCCGCGCCCGGCCUGGUGGCCCGAGGUCGUCGCCGCGAAGGCUGCCGCCCGCAAGCUCGUCUUCGUCUGCCAGGGCACCGUGGCAAUGGACCUCACGCAGCUCGUCGUCCCCACGAUGGCCGCCCUCGCGGGCCGCGAGGACGUCCUCGUCGUGGUCGCCGUGGGGCGCAAGGGCGCGAGCCUGCCGCCUGGCCUGGAGGUGCCGCCCAACUGCAGGGUGACGGAUUACGUGCCGUACGACGAGGUGCUCCCCCACUGCGGCGUCUUCGUCACGACGGGCGGGUACGGGGCGUUCCAGCGGGCGGUUCGGAACGGGACGCCGUUGGUGGUGGCCGCCGCGACGGAGGAGAAGCCGGAGACGGCGGCGAGGGCGGCGUGGGCCGGGGUCGGGGUGGACCUGAGGACGGGGGAUCCGUCGGUCGAGCAGCUCCGGCGGGCAGUGGGGGAGGUGCUCGAGGAUGGGAGGUACAAGGCCAGGGCGACGGAACUGCAGAGGGAGGGGGCCGGGUUUGACCCCAUGGACGUGGUUGUGGGAAACGUGGAGGAGUUGGCGGCGGAGAAGGCUGCGCUGAGGACGCCGUGA
Colletotrichum siamense is the source of this 1395-nucleotide messenger RNA. It is a transcript of the gene ugtA1-2, whose product is annotated as UDP-glucosyltransferase A1. Lineage: Eukaryota; Fungi; Ascomycota; Sordariomycetes; Glomerellales; Glomerellaceae. Bases 1 to 1395 code for a protein of 464 amino acids. The record is from RefSeq and is a predicted model, not a curated record. The transcript is spliced from 2 exons. Gene Ontology annotation, molecular function: UDP-glycosyltransferase activity.